AUGGGAGUUGUCACCUACCUUUGCCUUUUUGGUUUCCUGGUCUCCUAUUCUUUCCCAGGAGCAAAGGCCAGAUCCUGUCCCAGGAAUUGGCUGAAAUCCCAGGGCAGCUGCUAUGCAUAUUUUGACUCUGAGAAAACUUGGUCUGAAGCUGAGAAUGAGUGCCUGAGCUAUGGCUGUGGGACCCAUCUUGCCUCCAUCCUCAAUGAGAAAGAGUCAGAUGUGGUGGCCAAUUACAUCUCUGCAAACCAGAAGAAUGCAAGCCAGGUCUGGAUUGGGCUGCAUGAUCCCACUGAGAGAGGACAUUGGAGGUGGUUGGAUGACGAGAUCUACAAUUACAAACGCUGGGAUUCUCAUCGCCCAGACAACUACAACAAUGAAGAAUAUUGUGUGCAUCUGCUAAAGGACGCAGGUUUUAAGAAAUGGAAUGAUGUAAAAUGCAACAACAAGUAUGCCUUCAUCUGCAAGCAAUAA
This is a messenger RNA of Podarcis muralis (Common wall lizard), 471 nucleotides long. NCBI's taxonomy places the organism in Eukaryota, Metazoa, Chordata, Lepidosauria, Squamata, Lacertidae. The record is from RefSeq and is a predicted model, not a curated record.